AUAUUUUUGAAUAAUUAAAUUUUCAAAAUUUUGUAAUUAAAUAAAUUUGUCCAUUUUUUUGCAUAUUUAAUCCUUGAUUAAAAUUCGAGAAAUUGAAAAAAAUGUCCUCAUCAUCAUCAUCAUUAUUAUUACCAAGAUUUGUACGUGAUUAUCAAUGGAACGAAGUGAAAAUUCUGAAACAAUUUGGUCCAUUAAUUUUAAUUGAAAAACGUCAACAAAGUCAACAACAAUUGGACCAUUCAAAAAUGACGAGCACGAAAUCAUUACCAUUGACACAAAAUCGAUAUGAAAUUCUUUAUCAAAUGAAUAAUGUGAAUAAUCAAGAAAUGAAUAUUUUAUGGCAAACGAAUAAUGUACAGGAAAUAUUACGACGUUUUCGUUAUAUUGAAACAAUUCUAGCGACAACAUUCACCAGGAAUAUGAUGCAAAAAAGUCGUUGUAUACGAUUCGUUUCAACCAUAAUAACGACAAUGAUUGAUCAUCCAAAUUGGCAUGAUAUUCAUAUUGCUGCUUUUCACGGAUUAAUUGAUUAUUUUAAAAAACGUAAUUUCCAUACCAACGAAAUCACUGUGCGAAAUGAACCAGAUAAUUUUACUGUGCUACAUAUAGCAAUUAUGAAACAAAAUGAUUCAAUAGUCGAACGUAUUGUUCAAUGUGCAAAACCACCAGAUUCGAUUGUCGGUCUGGUUGAUUUCGAAGGAAAUUCACCACUACAUUUAGCUGCAAUGUGUAGUAAUUUGAAAAUAUUCAAAACAAUCACCACCAUGUUAUCCAUGGAUAAUAAACAUCGAUGUUUAUUACAGUUGAAAAAUCGUGCUGGUUUAAAUCCAAUCGAGAUAAUUGUACGUAAUUCACGCAAAGAAAAUCUUUUGCAUCUAAUGAAACAAACAGGUUUGACAGCCAGAAUGUUAACAAUUAUUAUUGGUGAUCACGAAUUCUUGCAACAAAUUGAUAACGAAAAAAUCGUUCCAUUCACUGAUGGUGAUCUGGUGGAUAUGGAUUUCAGCCACAUGAAUAAUGGUGGCUGCCCAUUACAUUGGAUAAUCAGGAAAGAAACAAUGAAAAAAAUGCUACAAUAUUUCGAUUGUAAUACACCAAAUUUUCGUAAUGAAACACCAUUGAUUACGGCGAUAAAAUCGAAUAAUUUUGAUUGUUCAUUAUGUUUAUUGCUUCAUGGUUCGGAUCCAAAUCAUGGUGAUCUAAAUGGUGAUACUGGUCUUCAUCAUGCUGUACGAUUGUCGAAUAAAUUGAUGAUAAAAUCUCUAUUAAUUUUUGAUGCUGAUAUCGAUGUAAGAAACAACAUUAUUGGUGAACAGCUGAAUCCAUAUCAAGUGGCAACAAAACGUCAGGAUCAAGAAGUGGUAAAAUUAUUCGAUUCAUUUAUGGAAGCCCGACGAACAGCGAUGGAAAAUCCACCACCACCACCACCAAUGGUUUUGAAUCCAAAUCAACAGCAGCAGCAAUGUUGUUAUUAUUUAAAUGUUUCCAAAACAGAAACGAAAACAAAAAUGAAAAAAUCAAGAUUAAUCUGUUUCGAUGGCGGUGGAAUCAAAGGUCUGUUUACCAUACAAAUGAUGAUUGAAUUGGAAAAAUGUCUUGUUCAAAAACAACGUAAUCUCAAAAAACAAGAAUCAUUAUUAUUAUCUGAUUAUUUUGAUUGGAUUGCCGGCACAAGUACCGGUUCAAUAAUUGCGUAUUUAUUUUCACAACAAAAAUCUUUGAACCAAUUACGUUUGUUGUAUUUUAAUUUUAAAGAUGAAAUUUUCCACGGUAAUCGGCCAUAUUCAACGGAUAAAUUGGAAUUUUUAUUGAAAACACAAUUAGAUGGUAAUAAAUCAAUGGAAGAUGUGUGGAAACAAUCGGCAAAACAUUUAUUGAUUGCUGCAUGUCGUAUUGAUUGUUAUCCACCUAGAUUGCAAUUAUUCUGCAGCCAUCAUCAGAAUCAAACGAAUAAAAUGUUUGUAUGGCAAGCAUUAAGGGCAUCAUCAGCGGCACCAACUUAUUUUCAUCAUUAUCCACCAUAUAUUGAUGGCGGUUUGAUGUCGAAUAAUCCAACAAUGGAUGCCAUUACGGAAUAUUUUCAUUAUGAGCAACAACAACAACAACGUCGACAAAACGACAACAAUCAACAGAAUUUCAAAUUGGAUCUUGUAUUAUCAUUCGGUACGGGCAUGAUACGACAUCAGGAACGUAAAAAUUUUUCUGCUGCAUUCGAUAAAUUUAAUUAUUUUCUUGAUUUUCGUUCAUUCGUCAACGAUCUAUCGUAUCGUCAUCAUCAUCAAUCAUGGACAUAUGGUAAUGAAUUGGCAGCACAGAUGAAAACACAGGUAACCAAUUGUAAUGAUCAUAUUGUAUCACGUUCAUUAUUAUGGUGUUCAUGUUUAAAUAUCACUUAUUGUCGUUUGAAUUCAUUAUUAACGAAAAAAAUUCCACUAGAUGAAUCACGUAAUGAUGAACUGGUACAGGCAUUAUGGGAUGUAAAAUUGUAUUCAUUGAAACAAUGGAAUUAUUUUAAUAAAAUUAUUGAUUGUUUAUUAUCAUCAGAUGAUGAUGAUGAUGAUGAUAAUGGUAAUGGUGAAGAUGGUGGCAAUAAUAAUCAACAA
This is a messenger RNA of Dermatophagoides farinae (American house dust mite), 2603 nucleotides long. Its product is annotated as 85/88 kDa calcium-independent phospholipase A2-like. Gene Ontology annotation, cellular component: mitochondrion. Lineage: Eukaryota; Metazoa; Arthropoda; Arachnida; Sarcoptiformes; Pyroglyphidae. Gene Ontology annotation, molecular function: long-chain fatty acyl-CoA hydrolase activity; protein binding. The record is from RefSeq and is a predicted model, not a curated record. Gene Ontology annotation, biological process: positive regulation of ceramide biosynthetic process; lipid metabolic process.